This is a messenger RNA of Uncinocarpus reesii 1704, 2055 nucleotides long. RefSeq names its product M-phase inducer phosphatase. Lineage: Eukaryota; Fungi; Ascomycota; Eurotiomycetes; Onygenales; Onygenaceae. Gene Ontology annotation, cellular component: cytoplasm; nucleus. The coding region runs from base 1 to 2055 and encodes 684 amino acids. Gene Ontology annotation, biological process: G2/M transition of mitotic cell cycle; positive regulation of G2/MI transition of meiotic cell cycle; positive regulation of G2/M transition of mitotic cell cycle. The transcript has 6 exons. Gene Ontology annotation, molecular function: protein tyrosine phosphatase activity. The record is from RefSeq and is a predicted model, not a curated record.
AUGGAGAACAGCAGGGUGGUGGGCGGCAAAGACGCAGUAGCAAACACGGAUUGGCCGGCGCAGGUACCGGUACCGGUGGCCGUGCGUAAUACGCCCGUAUCAUCACACUCUCCACCCAGCGUGCAUGCGUUGCCCGUUGCAACAGACGUCGUCCAGCUUCAUUCUUUCUUCCCGCUUAUUUUCCCUCCCUUUUCUCUCCUUCUUCUCCUCUUUCUUUCGGUUGCUUGUUUCAACGCCCUCCUCUUUGGCUUGUUCUUCUUGUCCAUCCACUCUCCCCAUUGUCCACCUCGACGGUCUUCCUCCCGUCGACCGCCUCAGGGCCUCGUAUUCACCGUUUCUUCUUGGACCACUGACCUGCUGGAUUGCCCAUCAUGGCCUGCCCAUUUUGACUUCGGCAUCCGACGGCUACUUGUUUUGCUGGCUUCACGGAUAUCGAAGUCGUCUCACCACAUGUGCUUGGCUGCCUUCAAAGGAAAACUCGUUUCCCAGCUUGCAUUGACCCUGGCUGCAGGUGUCGUUGUCGUGACGACCGAUUUUAGGCUUGACCUCCUUUCGAACUUCCUCUCCCUCGACCUCUCCUCCGACCACGAAUCACGACGUGGUGUUCCUCCUUCAGUGAUGUUUGGACACCAUUUUCGCUCAGAGGGUACAAAUGGGCUGUCGUUCCCUGCAAUACGAAAGUUCGGACCGGAAAGCUUCAAUUUCCGGGAUCUAUCCAUGAAAACCGGGCAUUCCGAUUAUUUCAAUACGAAUCCCCUCCGAGGGUCUUCUCCCACUGUUACUUUAGCGGCUGAUCUUUCACAGAACUUUCACAUUGACCGAAGACUUGGAUUUAGAUUCCCCCACAACCGAAAUAUUUAUGGCCAAGUCACAGCAAGCUCAGGCCCAACGCUCCUUGCAAGAUUCUCCCAUGGAAUUAGAACAAGCUGGACGUCCACUGUAGGCCCACCACCGUCUAGGUCCUUGUUGAACUUUUAUUGGUUUCUGACAAUGUUCAACAGGAGACCCAGGCCGCCUAUACUGAGACCGUCUUUGAUGCGUUCCAAGGCCUACAGCUCUGGCGAGAAAGGCUCGCUUGCACCACAACCACCACCUUUCAAGUUCGCAGCUGGUAACAAUCCUUCUUCAAGACCUAGCCUUGCAUGCAAUACGAUGGGCCCACCUCGUCCGCGUGCCCCUUUAUCUGGAGUAGUUGGUCAAUGCCGAUCCAAUGGCUCCCCCGUGAAUGGCAUUCGUAAGAGCUCAAACCCAUUUAGCCGGCCAAGGAAACAGUGCAGAAGGUCUCUCAGCAUGUUCGAACAUCCAGACGACGUUAUCAAUCAAGAUGAAGAUACCAUGAUGUUGUCAAGUCCAGUUAUUCAGUCCAUUGCCGAUAUGGACACGCAGCCAACAUUACAGCUGCCACAUUUUAUUCCAGAAGAUGGCGACCAGCUUCCCCGUAUUGAGAUUAAUGUCUUGGUCGACAUAAUCAAUGGAAAAUAUAAUGACUUAUACGACAAUAUAAGUAUCAUUGACUGCCGAUUUGAAUAUGAGUAUGAAGGUGGACAUAUCAAUGGGGCGGUCAAUUACAAUGACAAGGAGCAGCUUGCUGCGAAACUUUUUGAGGAGGGUCAGAAAUCAAACACUGCUCUUAUAUUCCAUUGUGAAUAUUCAGCUCAUCGUGCUCCCAUCAUGGCCAAGUUCAUACGUCACAAGGAUCGCGCUAUCAAUGUUGAUAUAUACCCCAAACUGACUUACCCGGAAAUGUAUAUCUUGCAUGGCGGGUACAGUGCUUUCUUUGCUGAACACCGUUGCUUAUGCCAACCACAAAAUUAUGUUGAAAUGUCCGCCAAAGAACAUGAGUUUGCCUGUGAGCGUGGACUAGGCAGGGUCAAACAACGGUCGAAACUUUCUCGUGCUCAAACUUUUGCAUUCGGACAGAAUUCGCUUCAGGUGGAAGAAAGCCCAACUGGACGAUGUCGGCUUCCUGGUGAUCGCAGCUCCGAGUUUGAUUCCCCUUUUGACCGCGACGUUGAGGUUACACGCCUUCCUGGGCGUCGCAUGUUCUCUUAUUGA